UUAUCAAUAGCGCUAUUUCUAUUGGUAUUCGUAUUGCUCCAUUUUUAGUGUAAUAAUGCUCAUGGUCAUUUCUGUAUAAUUUUUUAUUUUUUCGCUAACUGCUUAUUUGCUAUUACUUUCACCAUCAUAUUUGUACAUGUCGUAUUUGCUGAUGUUGCUCUAUUGUUGUUGUUGUUGUAUUUGCUGUUGUUGUUUUUGUCUCUCUGUCUAAUCCCCUCUUGUCCCCACAAUUCCCCCCUCUGUCUUCCUUUUUUUCUCUUUCUAUCCCCUCCUGCUCCGGCCCGGCUGCACCAAAUGAUAAUAUAAAUACAUUUAAUAAAGUCAAAUACAAAUAAGGCAACAAGAGAAGUAUCCUACACUUCUCUUUUGUAAAGUAAAUAUGAACAGCCGAUAUGGGCAUCUACAUCUACUAUAUGAUUUGUCUGAGAAGCUGGACAGGACUAAAAAAUAAAAUAAGACCACAAAAUAAACCUGGAAUCUUGACAUAUUUUUAGGGGCAAAAAGUAUGGGUAUUAUUAGCAAUGUUUGGGACGGCGUGGCGAAGUUGGUAGAGUGGCUGUGCCAGCAAUCGGAGUGUUGCUGGUUACUGGGGUUCAAUUCCCACCUUCUACCUUCCUAGUCACGUCCGUUGUGUCCUUGGGCAAGACACUUCACCCUUUGCCUCUGAUGGCUGCUGGUUAGCGCCUUGCAUGGCAGCUCCCGCCAUCAGUGUGUGAAUGUGUGUGUGAAUGGGUAAAUGUGGAAAUACUUUCAAAGCGCUUUGAGUACCUUGAAGGUAGAAAAGCGCUAUACAAGUACAACCCAUUUAUCUAUUUAUUUUGCCUUGUACUGUAAUUACUUGUUAUCGGGUCGACACCAAAACAUGCAGUAUCGCCCGCGCUCCUGCCUGUGAUUGGAGGGAGGGUCCUGGGUGGUGGUCUCCCUCCCAGUGCGUCAAGACGCGGCAGCAGUGACUCCCUCCAGGCGGGCUUUGAGGAUCGGUGGGUCCAGUGCGGUGCACGGCGCGCUAAAUGACGCCCGUUCGAUCCCCGUGACACCUCCGCCAUGAGCUGCUUGGAUGUUAUGUACCAGGUGUUUGGAGCGCAGCCUUACUUCUCCUCCUACAGCUCCUAUCACCACCAGAAGGUGGCCUUGUAUUCCAAAAUGCAAGACCCGCAGGGCGGUCCCCCUGGACUCCAUACCAUCAAAGAGGAAGACAAGGAGGUGUCCCCGGGGACCGAGUACCUAAGUGCACGCUGCGUCAUCUUCACGUACUUCCAAGGGGACAUCAGCGCCGUGGUGGAUGAACACUUCAGUCGCGCCCUCAGCCAGACCGCCUCCUUGUACCCUUCUAGCAGUGGACAUAAGGCCCCUAAAGAUGGAUCUUUUCCAAUGAGCCAACGAAGUUUCCCUCCCUCUUUCUGGCACAGUUCCUACCAGUCAUCCGUCUCGUCCUCGCUGGCCAGCGCUCUCUCAGCGCCCCACUCAGAGCUCGCUUUCACCGGGGACCCGUACUCCCCGUCUCCCCUCCACAGCCACCUGCAUCAGCCCAGCCCGGACACCUGGCACGCGUCCCACCAUCACCACCACCCUUACUCGUUAGGGGGUGCAAUAGGCACGCAGGGCUCGCACUACACGCGGCCGGCCAUGCACGAGAUGUACGGCGCAACGUUUGACCCUCGCUACGGCUCGCUGCUGGUGCCCUCGGUAAGGCCUCAUCACCGCCUGACAUCCGGCAGCAGCUCGGUACCCGGGUCCAGUAGCUCGCCCUGUGACCUGGGGUGCAAGGGGGAGCCCGGGACGGGGUCGGCAUGGAGCGGAAGUUUCUCAGGAUCUGGACAGGAGAUUGGACUCAACAUGGACGCAGCUCUGUCUUACGGCGGCCUGUGCUGACGCCAACAAAAGACCAUGCAGAAGACGCCUUGCGGGACAAACUCUCGGGCAGGAAAGACAGACGGGGACAUAUGUGUGCCGUCACAUCGCAGGACUGUCUUCACCGGGGACAACUUGGACAUGCUUUGGCUGGUGGGAGGGUCCAAACGUCAUCAUGUUGUUGUUAUUAUAAUGCUGUGAAAACUAGUUCCUGAAGUUCUUAAUGCUACAUUUUCACCAAGUACCACCUCAGAAAACACUUGGCUGUCCAAGUACCACCAAACUGACCAACAUUAAAAUAUGUAAAGGCCUAGAUAUUUAUUAAAAACAAGGCAGAGGUUCUAAUUACCUAUAUGUUUGGCCACUGUAACAUUACACACAGUUUGAACAGUAACACUGUGUUUGAAUAUUUAUUUAAUUGAUUCUUUUGCGUCCCACAGUUUGAGAAUUCCUGUUGUAUUGUAUGCACAAGUAUAGAGCUGUAUCGCAAACAGAAAUAUUGGAGUUCUGCUACUGCUUCUACAAAGCGUCUCGCAGUCAACGAGGAUCGAACAGCAGCCAAGUUCACAGUUUUGUUGACCCAUCUCCUCCGCCCAGACGCUCCCCCCUGCAGCGCCCCGUCCCAAUGUGGACUUAACUCUCUGAUGGACUUAUUGGACUCAAAUUUGUUCCAGAAAGACGUUGUCACACCUGGACUCUUUUUGAGAGGUGUUAUUUUAAAGUGAGUUGAAAAAGUAAAGAUUAAAAAGCAUCAGCAUGCAAUGUGAACUCCACACCCACGCCUGCCAGAAGUUAAGGGGGGAGGGGGGGGUGGGGGUCUCCGUGUUUGUCUGAUGGAGGACCAGGAGAGCUAUUACGUCUAUUUGGAGCCGCUUGACUCGCUGCUUCCAUGCAGCUGUCAUCGACAACUGCUCUUUAACUUAGUGAGCACACACACACACACACGCGCACACACUGGUGGAAGUCAAUAAAGGGGGCAUUUAGAGCAAGCUGGGACAACUGCUGUGUGAGAGGACACACAAGCACAACUAUGUGAGGCAACUGUCAAAAAGUCACUGCUGACCGUGUGUGAGCACGUGUGCAUGUCUAUGCUGGAAAAAGGACCUUGCUGGGAUCAGUCCUCGUCAUGUUUUAGGGUAGUGUUUCUGAAAUAUCCCCAGGAAAAAUAAAAUAUUUCACGCCCCC
Molecule: messenger RNA, 3036 nt
Organism: Entelurus aequoreus (snake pipefish)
Lineage: Eukaryota; Metazoa; Chordata; Actinopteri; Syngnathiformes; Syngnathidae
Gene: vgll2a
Product: vestigial-like family member 2a
Exons: 4
Coding region: 1045-1872 (275 amino acids)
Biological process (GO): regulation of transcription by RNA polymerase II
Cellular component (GO): nucleus
Source: RefSeq, a predicted model, not a curated record